Penicillium subrubescens is the source of this 600-nucleotide messenger RNA. RefSeq names its product mitochondrial 37S ribosomal protein uS12m. The coding region runs from base 1 to 600 and encodes 199 amino acids. Gene Ontology annotation, biological process: translation. Gene Ontology annotation, molecular function: structural constituent of ribosome. The record is from RefSeq and is a predicted model, not a curated record. Lineage: Eukaryota; Fungi; Ascomycota; Eurotiomycetes; Eurotiales; Aspergillaceae. The transcript has 2 exons. Gene Ontology annotation, cellular component: small ribosomal subunit; ribosome.
AUGCCUCAAUUAAUCUCCCCCCUAGCCCUCCGGGCUCUACGGACACUUAUCACCCGUCCAGCAAUAACACAAACCCCCCUCCGCACCCUCACAACCAGCGCCUUCCGCCGCGCAACCACCACCACAACCACAAACCUACUCACCACCAACUUCACCUUCACGCCCAUCUUCCGCACCCAAACCGCCUUCCUCCGCAAAUUCUCCAGCUCCCCCAUCAUCCGGGCAACCUACAACCAAGUUCGCCGCGGGUGCCGCAGCGGCCAACGCGCGCGCCGUGGUCGCUCCCCAGCAUUGAAGGACCACCCUUCGCUGAAGGGCGUCUGCGUCAAGACGGGUAUCACCAAGCCCAAGAAGCCUAAUUCGGGCGAGCGCAAGGUGGCUCGUGUUCGCUUGAGUUCGGGCAAGGUUGUUAGUGCUAUUAUUCCUGGUGAGGGUCAUAAUAUUCAGCAGCACAGUGUUGUGCAGGUUAGGGGUGGUAGGGCGCAGGAUUGUCCUGGUGUGAAGUAUCAUCUUGUUAGAGGUGCUAUGGAUUUGGGUGGUGUUGGAAGUCGUGUGACUAGUCGCUCUAAGUAUGGUACCAAGAAGCCUAAGAGCAACUAG